Messenger RNA from Kickxella alabastrina, 1974 nucleotides. Its product is annotated as Septin-domain-containing protein. The coding region runs from base 477 to 1805 and encodes 442 amino acids. Gene Ontology annotation, molecular function: molecular adaptor activity; GTP binding; GTPase activity. The transcript has a single exon. The record is from RefSeq and is a predicted model, not a curated record. NCBI's taxonomy places the organism in Eukaryota, Fungi, Kickxellomycota, Kickxellomycetes, Kickxellales, Kickxellaceae. Gene Ontology annotation, cellular component: cell division site; septin complex; septin ring. Gene Ontology annotation, biological process: cytoskeleton-dependent cytokinesis.
UUUUUUUCCUUCUAUUUGGUUUUCACAACACUAAAAGAAAGGGGGGGGGGGGAAUGGGCUGGAAUGAAUGGAUGGAUUUUUGGGUGGUUGUGGCAUGCAAAACAAACAGAAAGUGCAUAAGCAGGUUCCUUAUGUUCUCUUUUUUUGUUUACACUGCAGACCCUCUCUUUCUCACUCUUUUUUCUUUCUCUCUUUCACUUUUCAACCUUUUAUACUCCUACCUUUUUUUAACGUUUUCUAGCUCUACCUUUUUUUAAAUUCAUUAGAGGUUAAAUUUCCUCACCAUCCCUUUUAUUCUUUUUUUCCUAUCUUAAUAUUCUUCUAUUUUAUCGAACACCUCUAGGUAAGGCCCCGCUUUUUUGAAAGCCCUAUUUAUUUUUAUUUUACUGUUGCCACCCUGAUUGCAAUCCACUGCAAUCUGGUAAACAAUUUCCUCGUCCUCAUCUAUUUCUCCCCUCUUAAUUUUUAUCUAUAGAAUGCGCAGCGGUAAUCAGUCUCAGGCGGCUGGCUCGGGCGGAGUCAAGAAGAAGAUGAACGGGUACGUUGGGUUCUCCAACUACCCCAACCAGGAGCACCGGCGGUCGAUCAAGCGCGGCUUCAACUUUACCUUGAUGGUCGUUGGCGAGAGCGGGCUGGGCAAAAGCACGCUGAUCAACACGCUGUUCGAGAGCAAAGUGUACCCGACCAAGGAGGAGAUAGCCACCAGCAGCGCUGCAGCAGCCGCGGCCGCCGCAGCCUCGGGCGGGCCGCAGGCGGCCAAAACCGUCGAGAUAACAUCGGUGAGCGCCGAAAUCAACGAGAACAACGUCAAGCUGCGGCUCUCGGUAGUCGACACGCCGGGGUUCGGCGACUCGAUCAACAACGACAGCGCGUGGAAGCCCAUCUUGGAGAACAUCGAGUCGCGGUUCGACGCGUACCUGGCGCAGGAGAACCGGGUGAACCGCAGCAAGAUCGUGGACAACCGGGUCAACGCCCUGCUGUACUUCAUCAAGCCCACGGGCCAUGGCCUGCGCGCAGUCGACAUCGAGUUCAUGCGCAACCUGCACAACAAGGUUAAUUUGAUCCCGGUGAUCGCGCGCGCCGAUACGUUGACGCCGCAGGAGGUCGAGCAGUUCAAGGCGCGCGUGCUGGCGGACAUCAACUUCCACGGGAUCCAGAUCUUCCGUCCGGUGUCGGACCAGUUCGACGACCCGGACACAAUUGCCGACAACAAGGCGAUUGCCAGCAAGAUCCCGUUCGCGGUCAUCGGCAGCGAGAAGUUCGUCGAGCGGGCCGACGGCACGCGCGUGCGCGGCCGCCAGUACCCCUGGGGCAUCAUCGAGGUCGAGAACGAGCAGCACAACGACUUUGUGUCGCUGCGCCAGAUGCUGCUGCGCACGCACAUGGAGGAGCUGCGCGACGCCACGGACAUCGCCCUGUACGAGACCUACCGCACGCAGAAGCUGCUGGCGCUCGGCCACGUGCAGGACAACGGCGUCUUCCGCGAGUUCAACCCGCGCCAGCAGCUCGAGGAGGAGGAGAAGGUGCAUGCUGCCAAGAUGCAGAAGCUCGAGGCCGAGAUGGCGGCGGUGUUCCGCCAGAAGGUGCAGGAGAAGGAGGGCAAGCUGAAGCAGUCCGAGGAGGAGCUGCACUCGCGGCACCAGCAGAUGAAGACGGUACUGGAGAAGCAGCGCGCCGAGCUGGAGGAGAAGAAGGCCAGGGUUGGCAGCGUCGAGCAUGCGCCGGUGAGCCACCAGAUGGGCGUGCAGGCGGAGGCUGUUGUGCCUGGGUCCAAGGACAACAAGAAGAAGAGGGGCUUCUUCUGAGCGCUGCCCAGUGCGCCAGCCUCGCCUGCCCUCCUUCCUUUCGCUUCUUUUUUUCCAAUUUUGCCUUCGCACGUGGCCUUGUCCCGUACCUUCCGCAGCCCAAGCCCUGGCGUGAUAGCCCUGCGGAAAAGCGCGCUUUUAUUGCGGCUGCUACUACUGUUGUUUCCAU